UCCUCGCUUAGUGUCCUCCGGAAACGUUGCGCUGUGGCUCCCGUCACUCGAGUCGCAGCCACACGAAGCCUCCGCCGGCUGCAGAGCCCGAUCAGUUCUGGGGGAGCCUCAAGGGGGAGGCCGGGCUCUAGCAGCUUCUUUGGGAUCUUCAAAGCUCGGCCCUGUCUCUGCUCAGGGAGAGAGGCGACUGGCUGCCACGGGCAGCUUCUCAUCUUCCCGCUUUAUCAGAGUUCGUACUCUUGUUCUAUCUAUCCCAAGCAAAGGGAAAGGCUUUGCGGCACUUGAAAGCCCUGCGAAAAAUCGCCCUUCCAGAUUUUCAGUCCUGCCUGGAAUAACCGAUUUCGUUUUUUAAAAACGCUUUCAUUAACUUCUGGUUCUGGCGGAAAAAUAGAAAAGUGCCUACGAAGGUCAAAAUAAGCCGGGAUGAACAGUAUAAACAUUUGUGUUUCCAAUAAAUACUGGCGUGUUUUUCGGGGGGUUCUUGAAAGCGUCCCGGAGGGAUAAUCAGCGAUUGUGGAAAUGGAGACUUCAGCUUUUUUGCUGAUGACAGUGUGAUAGGAAUGGAGACAGAAAAUAUAAGAAGCAAAAUUAUGGAGAAAGAAACUACUGAACAGAGAAAGGAACGAGAAAAAAAGAAAAGAUCAAGAGUUAAACAAGUGCUUUCAGAUAUAGCAAAACAAGUUGACUUCUGGUUUGGUGAUGUUAAUCUUCACAAAGACAAAUUUCUCAGAGAACAAAUAGAAAAAUCUAGAGAUGGAUAUGUUGACAUAUCACUUCUGAUUUCCUUCAACAAAAUGAAAAAAUUAACCACUGACAGAAAAUUGAUAGCACGAGCAGUUAAAGGUUCAUCUGUUGUAGAAUUGGAUUUAGAAGGAAUCAGGAUCAGAAGACGGCAACCUUUGGGUGAUCAGCCAAAAGAUGUGGAUAGUCGUACGGUAUAUGUGGAAUUGCUUCCUAAAAAUGUCAAUCACAGUUGGAUUGAACGAGUAUUUGGAAAAUGUGGCAACGUAGUUUACAUCAGCAUUCCUCGCUAUAAGACCUCCAAAGACCCUAAAGGAUUUGCAUUUGUGGAAUUUGAAACAAAAGAACAAGCUGAAAAAGCUAUAGAGUUCUUGAAUAACCCACCAGAAGAUGCACCAAGAAAACCUGGUAUGUUUCCCAAAACAGUAAAAAACAAAGUUGUUCCUGCAUUACCUACAAGUGAUUCGACCGUAGUUGAAGAAAAAAAGAAGAAGAAAAAGAAAAAAUCUAAAACAAAGAAGGAAAACAGCCAAUCAAAUACUGGAGUAAAAGAUGUAUCCAUGGCCAGUUCUACAGAAUGCACCAAAAGUCAUUGGACAAUAUCAGAGAGUUCUGAAACAGAAUUAUCAGAAAUCCAACGUCACUCUUCAAAGAAAGAAAAGAAGAAACUUGAUAAAACACAAAGCUUGGGUUUAGGAGAAACUAGAUCAGGAAAGAGGAAACGGAAUCGCUCUGAUGAUGGAGAGAUGUCAGUUGUAAAAGUGAAGAAAAUUUCUCAGAAAGAUAACGUUCACUCUGCAAAGGAGCAAUCAGCAGGGCUGGAGGAUUCCAAAGAAAUUUCAACUGAAGAAGAAAGAGAGAUUGGUGAUAAGAAAGAAACUUCUCUUUCAAAGGCUAAAAGAAAACACAAGAAGAAACAUAAAGAGAGACAUAAGAUGGGAGAAGAAGUUAUUCCACUGAGAGUUCUCUCAAAGAAUGAAUGGAUGCAUCUGAAACAAGAGUAUUUGACCCUACAGAAAGCCAGCAUGUCAUCCCUGAAAAAAGCAAUGACCAAAGCAAACACUGUGCCCCUUGGAACAAUGGAAAGAGAUGUCUGCACGGCAGAUGACUCCGCAACAAGAAAUGGCAAAUGUAUCAGCAACAAUGAUUUAGCUCCUGCUGAGAAGAUUCAUCCAAUGGGACCUCAGUUUGAGAGUGGAGUGAUUGUGAAAAUCCUUGGUACUGAUCCACUGCCAGGCAGGAAGCACAUCAAGGACAUGCUAACAACAGUCGCUGAUGUUGCUUAUGUUGACCUGCUGGAAGGAGAUACAGAAUGUCAUGUACGGGUUAAAACACCUGGAGAUGCACAACUUUUAAUAAACUCACAUAAAGAUCUGCAGGCAAAGAACAACUGGAAACUUGAGAUCCUUACAGGUGAUCAUGAACAAAGAUACUGGCAGAAGAUCUUGGUGGACCGACAAGCUAAACUGAAUCAACCUAGAGAAAAGAAACGGGGCACGGAAAAACUAAUAGCAAAAGCUGAAAAAAUGAGACUGGCAAAGACUCAAGAGAUAAGCAAGCAUAUACGUUUCUCUGAGGAUGAGUAAAUGUACGACUUACAUGAAAUGCUUAUAAAGAGAAGAAACAAAUGUAUGAUAAAGUAUCUCAUUGUUUCAUAAUGCAAACAGACAAAUGAGAUUGUGCUGAAUUUGAUAGAAUGGAAUACUACUUGAGCCUGUUUGGAAGGAUUACAUUGAACAAGUGUGUGUGUAUGUUUGCACAAAUAUUUUUAUAAGCUGUUGUAAGAAUGAAAUAAAAAACUGAAAUAUUUGUUUCUUAAAAUAAAUGGGAAUGAGACAUCCUAAAAUUCA
Messenger RNA from Pantherophis guttatus, 2591 nucleotides. It is a transcript of the gene LARP7, whose product is annotated as La ribonucleoprotein 7, transcriptional regulator. Gene Ontology annotation, molecular function: RNA binding. Lineage: Eukaryota; Metazoa; Chordata; Lepidosauria; Squamata; Colubridae. Gene Ontology annotation, biological process: RNA processing. The record is from RefSeq and is a predicted model, not a curated record. Gene Ontology annotation, cellular component: nucleus; ribonucleoprotein complex.